Messenger RNA from Schistocerca piceifrons (Central American locust), 1449 nucleotides. Its product is annotated as facilitated trehalose transporter Tret1-like. Gene Ontology annotation, cellular component: membrane. Gene Ontology annotation, biological process: transmembrane transport. The transcript is spliced from 3 exons. Gene Ontology annotation, molecular function: transmembrane transporter activity. The record is from RefSeq and is a predicted model, not a curated record. NCBI's taxonomy places the organism in Eukaryota, Metazoa, Arthropoda, Insecta, Orthoptera, Acrididae. The coding region runs from base 1 to 1449 and encodes 482 amino acids.
AUGGUUGUAGAUGGCUGCACCCCAUCCAAGGUGGUCACUGGAGGAGGAAUAAGUGAUGCAGCAACGACGUCUUCAACGUCGCUGGUCUACACAUGCUACGGUACCUUCAUGGGUUGGCCUGGAACGACUCUGCCGAUCCUGGAGGCAGAAGAUUCGCCAAUUCCACUCACCCCUGACGAGGGGUCUUGGCUGGCCUCCAUCAACUCACUCACCAUGCUGGUGACUAUAUUUGCCACCGGCUAUGCGGUGGACGUAGUGGGGCGCAAGAAAGUGGCCCUUUUUGGAGCUGGACCUUUUGUCAUCUGGUGGUUGAUGGUGGCAUUCGCCGAUUCCUAUGGAAUGCUGCUCGCAGCACGAGCGAUUGGAAGCUUGGGAGCCGGUGCCAUUAUUACUGCCUUACCUGUUUUUCUGUGUGAGAUAGCCGACACCGAUCUAAGGGGGACGCUAGUUGUGAUCCAUUACAUCCUUAUGCAGUGUGGCACCCUGCUCGUGUAUUGCAUUGGGCCUUACCUAUCCAUCACCACCGUUGCUCUCAUCUGCACCUCAAUUCCGAUAAUCUUCGUCUUGACAUUCAUCUGGAUGCCGGAGUCACCAUACUUCUUUCUCACGCAUCACAGAGAAGCGGAAGCUGUGAAGUGUCUCGAAAGACUCAAAGGCCAGCUAACGCCAGAGGAGCUCAAGUUUGAGCUGGAGUUGUUGUAUAAAGAUAUACGUGAGAAAAAGCAAAACAAAGGAAAGUUCACGGACGUUAUCUUGGUGCCAGUGCACCGCCGGACAUUGCUCUUAGCGAUAGGAUUUAUUCUAUUUCAGAUGUCGGCAGGGUCGACUGCACUCGCCACAUACACGACGUACAUAUUUGAGAAGAGUGGAAGCGAGCUUGACUCGAACAUCUCUUCCAUUAUCCUGACAGUCGUCACGCUUGGUGCAAACGUCGUGUCGUCGCUGGUCGUCGAGAGGUUCGAUCGGAGGCCCCUCUGCAUGGCGACUUUCUCAGUGUGCGCCAUCUGUCUGGCUGCAGUGGGAGCUUACUUCUACGUCGACGACAUCUACGGAGAUGUGCCAACUGCCUUCGACUGGGUGCCACUCGCCGGCAUGAUUGGAUUCAAUAUUUCCUACUCUAUCGGCCUGGCACCAGUGCUGUCCUUGUUUAUGGGUGAACUGUUCCACGUGUCUGUGAAGGGCAUCGGCGUGGCUAUUGGUAUGGUCGUUAUAGCACUGUAUGGCUUCUUCCUCAAGAAGAUGUUCCAGGUGGUCUCGGACGGCCUGGGAGCCUACUACUCCUUUUGGGGUUUCACCGUGAUGUGUGUGGGUGCCAUUAUUUAUGUCUACGCGCUCAUGCCCGAGACGAGGAACAAGAGUUUCGCGCAGAUCAACGAGGAAAUGGACAGUCGUGUAGGUGGAGCAGUCAGCAGUAAUAUGGAUGAAUCUACGAAAGAAUGUCCGAGCUGA